This is a messenger RNA of Callorhinchus milii (elephant shark), 2122 nucleotides long. It is a transcript of the gene gpr19, whose product is annotated as G protein-coupled receptor 19. The record is from RefSeq and is a predicted model, not a curated record. Gene Ontology annotation, molecular function: G protein-coupled receptor activity. The transcript has 2 exons. Gene Ontology annotation, biological process: G protein-coupled receptor signaling pathway. The coding region runs from base 309 to 1550 and encodes 413 amino acids. Gene Ontology annotation, cellular component: plasma membrane. NCBI's taxonomy places the organism in Eukaryota, Metazoa, Chordata, Chondrichthyes, Chimaeriformes, Callorhinchidae.
UGGUUUUCUUGAAGCUUUUACAAAAGGAUCACAUGAUUUUUUUUUGUUUCCACGUGACGGUUUCUACGGCAGAAAGAAAACGGAGUGCGGACACCCGGAGACCGAGACAUCUUGUUUCAGUCCCGGAAUGAACGGGAACACCUUCGGUACAGUGCGGCGGCAGAAAGGACAGCGGCGGCUGAGCGGUCGCUUCGGGGCGGAGUGAAGCCGCGACUCCGCACUCAAAGCGAGUACUCAGUUCGAGGAGGAAUGGUCGGUGUGUGGAGGGGAGUCCGAGAUCGCGGAGCUGUUUGAAAGACCAUCCAACUAUGGUGUUCGCCCAAGGAAUUCCUAACUUGGCCCCAUCCAUUGUGAACCCAACGAUGGCUCCAGCUACAAACAAGUCCAGCGAAACUCUGAGCUCACCAUCUGUAGGCAGCAGAGGAGAACUGGAGGUCAAUGGGCACUACAGGGUAGACAUAAACAGCACGGUGCACUACCAACUCACUCCAGGGGAACUUGUGGCUGUCAGCUUUGUGUUUAGCAUGCUCUGGCUCGUUUCUCUGUUUGGGAACUCAUUGGUUUGUUUAGUGAUCCACCGGAGCCGCAGGACUCAGUCAACCACCAAUUACUUUGUAGUGUCCAUGGCUUGUGCAGAUCUGCUCAUCAGUGUGACCAGCACCCCGUUUGUGCUCCUGCACUUCACCUCAGGGAAAUGGCUGUUGGGGAACGUCAUGUGUAAACUUGUUAGGUACUUUCAAUAUCUAACCCCGGGAGUCCAGAUCUAUGUCCUUCUCUCCAUCUGUGUGGACCGAUUCUACACUAUUGUGUACCCCUUGAGUUUCAAAGUCUCCAGAGAGAAAGCCAAGAAGAUGAUUGUCGCCUCUUGGAUUUUUGACGCCGCGUUUCUGUCUCCCACUUUGUUUUUCUAUGGCACCCAAAAGGGCACCUGUAAUUUAUUCCUGCCCCAGUCCUGGAGCGGCGUUGCCUAUGGCACGGCACAUCUUUUAGUGGGGUUCCUGGUCCCUUCUGUCCUCAUCAUAUUGUUUUACCAGAAAGUCAUCAAAUACAUAUGGAGGAUCGGCACGGACGGCAGGACAGUGAGGAGGACAAUGAAUAUCGUGCCCAGAACCAAGGUCAAAACGAUAAAGAUGUUCUUGAUGUUAAACUGCAUGUUUUUGUUGUCUUGGUUUCCUUUCUACGUGGUUCAGAUCUGGCAGCCCAAUGAGAGUGAUUACGAGCGGUGUUCUGCUGUCUUUCUAUCUGUCACCUUGGUGUCUUUCAGCUCCUCGGCCUCCAAGCCCAGUCUUUAUUCCAUCUUCAAUGCAAACUUCAGGCGUGGUAUGAAGGAAACGUUCUGCAUGUCCUCAAUGAAAUGUUACCGAAGCAAUGCGUACACCAUAACUACCAGUUCCAGGGUGGCCAAAAAGAACUAUGUUGGAAUUGCAGAAAUCCCUGCGCCUGCGAAAUCCAUCACCAAAGACACCAUUUAUGAAACGUUCGACAGAGAAGCUAGGGAGAAAAAGCUUGCCUGGCCUAUAAACUCAAACCCUCCUAAUACAUUUGUGUAACCAGUGCUUUACAGAUUGCAAUAUCACCAAGAAUAUUAGAAUCAGUUUAUAUAAUAUACAAUCAUAUAUUUUAUUUAUUAAUUAACAGGGAGAUGUUUUCCCCACAUCUUGCCCUUUUUUGAGAGGACUUAAGUAUAAUUCUUAAAUCCUUGUGUCGUUUUAAUGUUAUCCAAACUGUGUAUCUAAUUUGAUUGCACAUUUUAAUGUAAAUGUUGAGUCACUGUUGUAAUGCUAACUUAAAAAAUCUAAAGAACUGAUAGAUAAUAUCAGAGCAUUAAUUCAGCUGCAUAGGCAAUGCAGUAUGUGUGUGGAAUGAAACAAGUUGAUUUUGUGUUUUACUGGACUGCUUGGGACUGCUGUAGUGCUUCUACCACUGCUACUUGAAGCAGUUAAUGUUUGCAAGGAAGUGUCAGUUUUGUGUUCAUGUUCCUAAGAACCCUUGGGUUCCAUGUAAAUUGGGGUAAGGAUGAAUGCACGCUGUCAUGGUAAUGUACUAGUCAUAGGAAAAUGACAUCACAUUCUGUACGAGUCGUUAUUUUUAAUUGAGAGUAAAACCACUUUGCUGAUCAGUC